Molecule: messenger RNA, 1221 nt
Organism: Cyphellophora attinorum
Lineage: Eukaryota; Fungi; Ascomycota; Eurotiomycetes; Chaetothyriales; Cyphellophoraceae
Exons: 6
Coding region: 1-1221 (406 amino acids)
Biological process (GO): proteolysis
Molecular function (GO): aspartic-type endopeptidase activity
Source: RefSeq, a predicted model, not a curated record
AUGCAGCUUCUUUUGUCUGUGUGCGCCCUCGUCGGCAUUACAUCUGCCGCACCCGCGACCGAGGCUGCCUUCUCUUUAUCUGCUCGCCGCGCACUGCCCAAUCACCAAACGCUCGCUCACCUUUCGGCCCGCAAGAUUCGACGUGAUGGCAAAACAGGCAAUUUCAGCACAGCAAUCGAUAAUCAAUUAUACUGGUACGCUAAUUUCACAGUUGGUAACUCGUCCAACCUGGAGCUUUUGAUCGACACUGGGUCGAGUGAUUUACUGCUUAACAAUGGCGUCUACGUGCCCUCCAAGUACGAGACGGCCUUCAACGGCAACACGACAUUCUCCAUCAGCUACGAAGGUGUGGACCGGCAGGGCUUUGGGUUCGAGACAAUAAAUGGUACUGUCCAGAACGAUCUCGUGAGCGCAGGCGGCCUCACGGUCACAAACCAAACUAUCGGCAACUCCACUUCCUUCGAGUAUUUUGACGUCCCGCCACUAUCAUCUGCAAAUCCUGGCGAUGGCAUCGUCGGCUUUUGCUUUCAGGGUGAUAGUGUAUUUGAGCCACCAGCGCUCCCAUGGUUCUUCAAUCUGUGUAGUCAGAAGCUGAUCUCCGCUUGCAGAUUCGGCCUUGCAUUCGGAACCCGCGGCGUUGGUCAGCUGGUGGUUGGAAAGUACGCGAAGAAGCUGAUCGAUGGCCCGGUUGUCUCUAUCCCCAAUAUCGGCGGAAAUAGCUCCUAUGCCGUAUAUGGUGAUGUUACUCUGAACGACACGAUCGUGCUCGAGAAUCAAACGAUCAUCAUGGAUGUCGGAACGGACAAUAUCCAAGCACCCAUCGAGCAGGCUACGGAAGUCUUCAAGCUUCUCAACUACCAGACACAGACUCUCACCGAAGCGCCCACUCCGUUCGACCCUGGCUUGACGAUCACUGUUCUCAACGGCUUCUUUAACUGCAACAACCCGCCUUCGCUUGGCUCGAAGUCUCAACUUAAGAAGGGCGAGAAGGCCACAGUGUUUGAGGUGUCGAAAGACGUUUGGGGCGUAUUCAACAACACUGCAACGAACUGUACAUCUAUUCUUGGCGGCACAAAUGGCAUCACUGUCGGCAAUGUCUCUGCGUGGCUGCUUGGCCAGUCCUUCUUCGCUGGUCACUACAUCGACUUCUACACUCCCCAUAAUGGCAACGAGACUAUGAUCAGCUUUGCAAAGCUGAAGCAUCCCGGCGAUGGCUCCUGA